Molecule: messenger RNA, 870 nt
Organism: Exophiala spinifera
Lineage: Eukaryota; Fungi; Ascomycota; Eurotiomycetes; Chaetothyriales; Herpotrichiellaceae
Exons: 1
Coding region: 1-870 (289 amino acids)
Biological process (GO): cell wall organization; carbohydrate metabolic process
Cellular component (GO): cell surface; fungal-type cell wall; extracellular region
Molecular function (GO): 1,3-beta-glucanosyltransferase activity; glucan endo-1,3-beta-D-glucosidase activity
Source: RefSeq, a predicted model, not a curated record
AUGAAGUCUAGCCACGUCUUAGCCUUGUCCUCAGCAUUACUCUCUGGAGUAGAUGCGUUUUAUAGCGGUUUCAACAUCGGUGCGAAUCUACCCUCUGGAGCGUGCAGAAGUCAAUCGGACUGGGAGUUCGCUUUCAAGAAGAUCGCUAGCUUCCCUGGCAACUUUAAGUCCGCCAGAUUAUAUGCCUCGAGCGACUGCAACACACUAGCAAACGCUGUUCCUGCGGCCAUCACGACAGGUACCUCCCUACUCGUUGGCAUCUGGACUGAAGACAGCAACCACUUCGAGGCGGAGAAGCAGGCGUUGCUUGAGGCCAUUCAACAAUAUGGCUCUGACUGGAUUCUAGCGGUGUCUGUUGGCAGUGAGGAUCUUUACCGGGGAGACACUGACGCAAACACCCUGGCUUCCCAGAUAAACGAUGUUCGUGGCAUGCUAUGGGGUCUUGGAGCUAGCAGCAAAUCUGUCGGGCACGUCGAUACAUGGACUGCUUGGGUCGAUGAUGCGAACACUGCUGUCAUCGAAGCGGUAGAUUGGCUCGGUAAUGACGCCUACCCGUACUGGCAAGGUGUCGGUAUCGACAAUGGUGCAGCGAACGAUGCGUACUGGGCUGCAGUCAAUCAAGUCAGAGCGGUCGCACAAGGAAAGGACGUCUGGACAACCGAGACUGGUCAGCCCAUCUCGGGGGAUACAGUUGGAAAUGCAGUACCGUCUGUUGAAUCGCUGCAGACCUACUGGUGGCAGGUGUCUUGUGCCAGCUUCAGCAGUUUGAACUAUUUCUUCUACGAUCUCGACGAUUUCGCGGCAUCACCCAGCUUUGCCGUGGUCGACUCCAACUACAAUCCCCUCAUCGACAUGACUUGUGGUUCAUGA